Oreochromis niloticus (Nile tilapia) is the source of this 823-nucleotide messenger RNA. RefSeq names its product Fc receptor-like protein 5. Gene Ontology annotation, molecular function: transmembrane signaling receptor activity. Gene Ontology annotation, cellular component: external side of plasma membrane. The record is from RefSeq and is a predicted model, not a curated record. Gene Ontology annotation, biological process: cell surface receptor signaling pathway; immune response. Lineage: Eukaryota; Metazoa; Chordata; Actinopteri; Cichliformes; Cichlidae. The coding region runs from base 128 to 823 and encodes 231 amino acids. The transcript has 5 exons.
GGGCCCUGCUCAUGUGCUGGAGGGUGAAGCUGUAACUCUGCAUUGUAGAAACAAGACACUGUCUGCCAGCCUUCCAGCUGUCUUCUAUAAGGAUGGCAUUUUCAUUGGGACAAGCUCCACUGGAAACAUGACCAUCCACCAAGUCUACAAGUCCCAUGAAGGACUUUACAAGUGCAGAAUAUCUGGAGGUGGAGAAUCACCAGGCAGCUGGCUGUCUGUCAGAGUUGGUUCUGUGAUCCUGGAGAGUCCACCUUUCCCUGUCAUGGAGGGUGAAACUGUCAUUCUGCGCUGUAAAAAGAAAGGAGCUCUUCUAAACCACAUAGCUGAUUUCUAUAAAGAUGACCUGAAAAUUGGAACCGGCUAUUCUGGGAAGAUGAUCAUUCACAAUGUAUCCAGGUCUGACGAAGGACUCUACAAAUGUAUAAUCUCUGGAGCUGGAGAAUCACCAGAGAGCUUGUUGACUGUGAAAGAACAAAAAGCAGAGGUUGUUGCUUUAAUCCUGGAGACUCCUGCUCAUCCUGUGAUGGAGGGCGAAUCUGUGACUCUGCACUGCAAAACCAAAAUGGUUAGUGCCAGCCUUGCUGCUGUCUUCUAUAAGGAUGACAUCUUCAUUGGUACCAACUCUAUGGGAAACAUGACUAUUAGCACAGUCUACAAGUCUCACGAAGGAUUCUACAAGUGCAGAAUAUCAGGAGUUGGAGAAUCAUCAGAAAGUUGGCUGUCUGUCCAAGGGCUUCACAGAGAUACUUCUCUCUUUUCUGACACCUUCCUUGAUCUCCUCCUCCUCUUAAGGUCAAUGGGUGCUAAAAAGACAUCAGACUAA